Messenger RNA from Magnolia sinica, 1891 nucleotides. RefSeq names its product putative cyclin-A3-1. The transcript is spliced from 8 exons. Lineage: Eukaryota; Viridiplantae; Streptophyta; Magnoliopsida; Magnoliales; Magnoliaceae. Gene Ontology annotation, cellular component: cyclin-dependent protein kinase holoenzyme complex; nucleus; cytoplasm. Gene Ontology annotation, biological process: mitotic cell cycle phase transition; regulation of cyclin-dependent protein serine/threonine kinase activity. The record is from RefSeq and is a predicted model, not a curated record. Gene Ontology annotation, molecular function: cyclin-dependent protein serine/threonine kinase regulator activity. Bases 114 to 1202 code for a protein of 362 amino acids.
AACCAAAGCGAAAAACUGGCGGUCUCUCAUUCCAGUCUUAAAAGCUUACACCUCUUCUCCUCUCCAUCUCUCUCCAUCUCUCUCUCACUCUCCCUCUCCCCCUCUUCUCUGAAAUGGCCGACCAGGAGAAUUGCACAAGGCUCACUCGGGCAGCCAAGAAGAGGGCUGUGGCUGCUGCGCAAUCUCAGCAGGACCUGGUUCCGGCCACGAAGAAGAAGAGGACGGUGUUGGGUGAGCUCCCGAACUUCUCCAAUGUUGUGGCGGAUCCGGUUCCGGAUGCUGAACCAUCAAAGCGCAAGUUGCGACCAUCAAAGAAGACAGAACGGAAGCUGCUGAUGGAUGUUGAAGCGAAUACAAAUGAUCCCCAGUUGUGUGUUCCUUAUGCGUCGGAUAUCUUCGAGUAUCUGCAUUCCAUGGAGAUUGAACCAAAGCGGCGGCCCUUGCCCGAUUUCAUUGAAGCCGUUCAGAAAGAUGUUACAGCCAACAUGCGGGCGAUUCUAGUGGACUGGCUGGUUGAAGUUGCAGAGGAAUACAAGCUCAUUUCUGACACUCUUUAUCUCACUGUCUCCUACAUUGAUCGGUUCCUCUCUUUGAAUAAUCUAAACAGACAGAAACUUCAGCUCUUGGGUGUUUCUUGCAUGCUCAUUGCAUCAAAGUACGAGGAGAUCAGCCCUCCACAUGUGGAGGAUUUUUGCUAUAUAACAGAUAAUACUUACACCAAAGAAGAGGUUGUGAAGAUGGAAACUGAUGUGCUCAAAUUUCUGAACUUUGAGAUGGGCAAUCCCACCAUAAAGACUUUUACCAGGAGAUUCUUGAUGGCUGCUCAGGAGAACUCUAAACAAGGAGAUCUAAAAUUGGAAUUCUUAGGUAAUUAUCUUGCUGAGCUUAGUUUAUUGGACUAUGGUUGUGUGCGGUUCUUACCAUCGAUGAUUGCUGCGUCAGUCAUAUUCAUCACAAGAUUCACCAUACAACCAAAGAUGCACCCUUGGAAUUCAACUCUGCAACGUUGCUCAGGCUAUAGACCGUCUGAUAUAAAGGAAUGCAUCCAAGCCAUACAUGACUUGCAACUGAGUAGGAAAUGGGGCACUCUAGCAGCAAUAAGAGACAAAUACAAUCAGCACAAGUUCAAGUGUGUGGCAGCAUUGACGUCUCCUUCAGAUAUCCCUUCUUUAUAUUUUGAAGAUAUCAAAGCUAGUCAUUGAUCUGGGUUCUGUUAGAGCAAGGUUAUGGAAAGCAUAGGUGGAAGAAAGACUUGAGAUGUAUAGUUAUUGUGGGUUACUCUUAUAACAUGAGAUCCUCUAAGCUUCUGCUGUUUGACAUGGAGUUAUUGCCAGCUUAUAUUGCUCAAGGCAUGAUUUUUCUGGCUUAGAAUCAGUGGCCUUUUGCAAUACAUGAAGGCAUAUCUUUCCUUGCAAUGAAAGAUAUGGUGCCAUACUCAGUGUAUCUGUUGGAGCAACAUGCGAUAGUUUCAUAUAUAUACUUCUUCUAUUGAUGUUUUCUAGGGGAUUCCAUGCUUGAAGAGAGAUCAUUAACUGAAGGAUGACAUAGGGUGGUGAACCACCAUGACAGAAGAACACUAAUACUCGUCUAUUAAUUCCCUUCUUUUUUUUCCCUUCUCUCAUACUGUUCUAGGAUGUUUUGGGAAUAUGAUCUUGUAAUUUUUUUUUUUCUUUUUCUGUUUUGAAGAAAUGGAAGUGAAGAUGAUCUUUGUAACAUUAAGCUUUUGCUUAAUUGUUUUAGGUCAAGUAAAGAUUAAACACACAAAUUGCGAUCCAAUAAAGGAUAGCAGUAUGCAGUUUGUAUGCCCUUUGACUAACCCUUUGUGGAUGCUCUGUUCAGUGUUUAAGAGUGUGCUUAAACUCUGGUUUAAAUAUCAAUUUUCCUAGUUGUA